Molecule: messenger RNA, 1632 nt
Organism: Colletotrichum spaethianum
Lineage: Eukaryota; Fungi; Ascomycota; Sordariomycetes; Glomerellales; Glomerellaceae
Exons: 4
Coding region: 1-1632 (543 amino acids)
Molecular function (GO): protein binding
Source: RefSeq, a predicted model, not a curated record
AUGGCUCCUCUGUCUUGGGCUCAGAUCGCUGCGAAGAAUCACAAACUCAGCCCUCUACGACAUCAGAUCACAGGCGACGGCUCACCCCAAGCCUGGAAUCUGAACCCAGUGACCUCCCUUCCUAUUCUCACGGCCGCAGACUUCCCUUCCCUUGUCGGGGGCACGGACAGCGCCGGAGAGGAGCGGAAGUCUCCUGCUCCCGCGGCUUCACGAACUGAAAGCCCUUGCACCGACUCUGACCCGGCUCGUGUAGGGGAGAGCAGUGAGGAAUAUGAUAUAGUUCCUUCCUCCUUGAAGGAGGAGAAUUUCCCCUCCUCCCACUCGACAUCACCAAUCUCUUCACCCACCACAGCUUUCGCAACCGCAACCACAACCACAGCCAGCGACAACGAGAUGGGCAACACCAGAAGAGACCGAAGAGCCGCCAAGAAGGCCGCGGAGGAGGCUGCUAGGCAGGCUCGACUCCCGUCGUCGCUCGAGUCUGUCGCAUCUGUCGCGUCUGUCUCUUCGGCUCCUGCCGAGAGCGUCGCUGAGAGCAACGUAGCUCUUGCUGCGGCAGUCCCCCUUCCGGAAGACGAGGAGGACAAGGAGAACAAAGAGCCGGACACAGAUGUCGCGAUUAUCUCCAACGGCGAGGAUGCCGGUGGUAUCUCACCUGAGGCUUCGGUCCAGAUUGAGGAUGCUGCUUCCGAGUCGACGCACAGAGACGGCGAUCACGGAAGAGUCUUCCAGGCCUCUCUUGAGAGUGGACGCUUGCCCAACUUUGAGAGGGAUCGUCGCAUUGGCCUUUUCUAUGCGAAGGAAACCUAUGACUGCGCCAUCACCCUCAAGGAUGGAAAAAUCGUCUCGGCUCAUCGCGAGAUUCUGGUUUCUGAGUCGACCUACCUGGCACAGACCCUCCCACCACCCAACGAGGUCGGGGUCACUCACCACAAGCUUGAUGACUAUGACACACCGAUGAUCAGUGUCGUAAUCUUCUGGGUUUACAUGGGAGAGCUCGGCGGUCACCAACCCGACAGAUUAAACAUGUGGAGCAGCUCCUACAUCCUGAACAAUGUCAUGUUCUAUCGCCCCGCCACGCUUCUCGGUGUCAAGUCCCUCAUGAAGUAUCAGAUUGACAACAUGCACAAGGCGGGCAGAUUCCUCCGCGAGGCUCUGAAUGGCCGGUUCUUUUACUACAAGUUCAACAGCGCCAAGAAGCUGGCUGGAUUCGAGAUGCCUCUGCGCAUGGCGCAUAUUCACCUGUAUACGCAGAAUGUGGAGAAGGAGUUUGCGGGUGAGAUACGCGAGAUGAAGUUCGCCCUAGCACAGGUUACCCUCGCAGUCCUUCCGUUCCUCCGUCGCCAGUACGGGUUCAUCGACAACAUCCAGAAGGUUUGGGAGGCGCUUCCGUUCCCAUGGCGCUCGCAGAUGGAGGACUUCUACCACGAGGGACUCUUGCCCGACUUUCCCAACUGCUUCGACGACAAUUUGCAGUGGGUCGACGAGAAGACCGACGAUAACUCCUUCCAGCCUCAGGGUGUCGGCUCUGGCUCUUCGCGCACUUCAAGCAUGCCGUAUUCUCAGGCUUCGAUCAACGAGAUGACCCAUCGCCUGACCAUGGCUGGCUUUGACUCUGGCUACAACCUUUAA